Molecule: messenger RNA, 1377 nt
Organism: Saccoglossus kowalevskii
Lineage: Eukaryota; Metazoa; Hemichordata; Enteropneusta; Harrimaniidae
Product: zinc finger protein-like 1
Cellular component (GO): Golgi apparatus
Source: RefSeq, marked validated
CUGUAACAGAAAUUAUUGAAGAUCUCUGUAAUUUUUUGGUACUGUUCUUUGGAGCAUGGGGUUGUGUAAAUGCCCGAGAAAAGUAACGAAUUUGUUCUGUUUUGAACAUCGGGUUAAUGUUUGUGAACACUGUCUAGUGGCCAACCACAAUAAGUGUAUAGUACAGUCUUAUUUGCAUUGGUUGCAAGACAGUGACUAUGAUCCGUCCUGUAAAUUGUGCAAUCAGCCAUUAGCAGAUGGUGAAACAGUUAGGCUUAUAUGUUAUGAUGUGUUUCACUGGCUAUGUAUUAAUCAGUAUGCCAAGGAACUUCCCCCUAAUACAGCCCCAGCUGGGUAUACCUGUCCUACCUGUCAAAAUGGAAUCUUCCCACCUGGCAACUUAGUAUCCCCUGUAGCAGAGCAGCUAAGACAGAUUUUAUCACAAGUGAACUGGGCAAGAGCUGGUUUAGGUUUACCUCUGAUUCAAGAAUCAGUGGAACAAGAUCAUCACGACUUACAUGAUAUGACAGAUUCCGCACCAAGUGUAGAAUUGUCAUCAAAUAACACAUCAGUAUUAGAUGAACGAAAUAUCAGUCAAACAAGUUCACAAGGCAGUAGUAGUAGUAACGGACCAAUUCGUACAACUUAUAGUAGUGUUACAACAAUAAAUAUGGAAGAGACCACUCCCCAUGCCAGGAUACCUAAAGAUAGUAGUAUGAUGAGUUCCAGUCAUAAUACAAGUAUGUUAACACCUACAGUUUCAUCACCUCGUAAGAUAUACGAUGCAACCAAGGAAGAUAAAGUACUAGAUAUGUCACAUGAUCAUGAUGCCGAUAAAUAUAAAAGGAGAACGGCUAUUGAUUGGUUAUCAAGGUGGUUCAAGUCUACAACAAAGAAAAGGCCGAAACGAGAUGCAAAUUCAUCCUUCAGGAAGUUUGCCAUUGUAUUAGUAUUUGGACUAAUAGGUUUCUUCACACUAGUUAUAAUUAUGACCAGAGCUGGCAGAUCUGCAGCUAAUGAUGAUCCUUUCUUAGAUCCCAUGGCAAAUCCUAAUAUCAGAGUAGCCAGAGAUGUUGCUGGAGCCGUAGGACCUUGAUCAUUUGAAUUGCUAUUUUUCAUGCCUGCGAUGCUUCCAUGGAUGUCUCUCAUCAGUCCUUCUGUUCAUCAUGUCCAAGAAAAAUUACACAUAACACUAUGUGAUGUUGGGCUGUACAGUUUGGUGGUUGAUCUUGUGAAGUUGCCUCUCAAAUAAGUUGUUUUCCUGUCUUAAGUCCAUAAUUUUAGUAAGCAGCAGAGAUUUCAGUCCAUGCCAAACUUGUUUAUUAUUAUAUUCUGAGAUGUGUCAGUAUCCAUUCUAAUUAAUCCAUUGAAAAGAUGACCAUGCAUUUGAAGAGCCCA